Molecule: messenger RNA, 995 nt
Organism: Helicoverpa armigera (cotton bollworm)
Lineage: Eukaryota; Metazoa; Arthropoda; Insecta; Lepidoptera; Noctuidae
Product: piggyBac transposable element-derived protein 4-like
Exons: 4
Coding region: 1-801 (266 amino acids)
Source: RefSeq, a predicted model, not a curated record
AUGAGGAUGACGAAGAAGACGAUCAAUAAUUUCGGAAUUUAUAUAAUCAACUGGUCAGGCCCCCAAAAAAAAAGAAAUCAGACGAAAAUAAAAAAAUGUGUAUGCUUUCGGAGGUUAUCUCUGGUUUUUUUUAUUUACAUUGGCAAAACGACCAACUCUACUUUGCCCUCGAGUACCAGCACCGUACUGAGGCUCGUAGCACCACUUUUGAAUCUUGGCCAUGUCUUAUUCAUGGAUAACUGGUUCAACUCUCCAUCACUAGCAAGGUUUUUGAAAAGGCGAAAAACGGAUUGCGUUGGCACAUUACGUGUGUGCCGGAAAAACGUGCCCAUUGCCGUUCAAAAAGCUAAGGGGAAUACAUGGGAAUGCCAAUGUGGUGACCUCAUGGUAAUGGCUUACCAAAACCGUGGCGUUGAUCGUUUAGACCAAAUGCUUGAGCCCUAUUUAGUAGAGCGAAAGCAGUGCAUCAAAUGGAACAGGAAAUUAUUUAAACGAUUUCUCAAUAUUUCUAUCCAGAAUAGCCGUAUUCUUGUUGAGAAAUCGACUGGGAAAGCGCACCAGGCUCUACAGUUUCGUCUAAAAUUCGUAGAAGCUAUUGCUAACAAACAUCUACUCCACGUCCCAAAGGCUCGUUCAGAAGCUACUUCUAGACGACGUCCCACGUAUCCACUCGGUCGUCUGACGGAGCGGCAUUUUAUCCAGCGCAUUGGAAAUAAAGAAAGGGGAACCAGUAUGAAAACUACCUAUGAGUGUGCUGAAUGUGGCAUGGCGUUAUGUUUAGAUUUUUGCUUUAAAGAGUGACGUGAAAGCGUAACAGGCAGACAGGCAGAGUUACUUUCGCAUUUAUAAUAUCUAUUAGUAGGGAUAAACAUUAUUGACUUGACAUUGAUUGUUGUGUUUCCCUGUUUUUCUGACAUCUUGAGGUAAGAUAUAGAUUGCACGAUCGUCCUGUGGCGUUAUUUGCUGAUCGCCGAGGUACUCUUCUCAAGUUACGA